Molecule: messenger RNA, 1326 nt
Organism: Cynocephalus volans (Philippine flying lemur)
Lineage: Eukaryota; Metazoa; Chordata; Mammalia; Dermoptera; Cynocephalidae
Gene: TSPYL6
Product: TSPY like 6
Exons: 1
Coding region: 1-1326 (441 amino acids)
Biological process (GO): nucleosome assembly
Cellular component (GO): nucleus; chromatin
Molecular function (GO): histone binding; chromatin binding
Source: RefSeq, a predicted model, not a curated record
AUGAGCCUCCAGAGCCGGGUUGAGAGAACCCUUCUCCCCCAAACCUGCAGCCUCGCUACUCCAGGCCAUGCCCAGGGAGACCCGCACCCACAUCAGUGCCAGAGGCUCCGUGAGGAGAGCAAGGCGACACAGGUGAUGGCGGAAAUGGGUGAGAGCAGCUUGGGGGCUGGCACGCUUGUACCGCCCCGGCUUCCAGAGGAGGAGGGCGCACCCCGGGACCCCGUGAACUAUGGUCAUACUCCCCAGAUCCGAAUGUAUGGGGGGCACGGUCCCAUAGCGACCGAAGUGGGGAAGGAAGUGGCUCUGCCACCCACGGAGGGCCUGGGAGCAGCCUCUACGUCCGUGGCAACGGACGGCAGCCUCAAAAAUGGCUUUCAAGGUGGAGAGACACACUGCCCAGGUGGGGAGAAGGCCCUAGACACCUGUGGCACCCCGAAGUCUGGGUCUGAGGUGAUGGCUGGGGCGAAGGCCAAGGAUGUGGAGACUGGAAAGUGCGCCAUCUUCUCAGUAGCGGUGGCUGAGGAGGAGAGGGCUGAGGUGGUGGUGGAGAAGCCAGCAGGUGAAGAAAUGGAAGUGGUGGUGGAAAACAGGGUGAUAGUUGAGGCGGAGGAAGAGGCCAGGCCUGGGCCCCGCCCCCGCCCCCGCCCCCGUCCCCGUCCCCGUCCCCGUCCCCGUCCCCUGAACGUGCCUCUUCUCAUGAACCCGCUAGAGGCCAUCCAGCGGGAACUGGACAUUGUGAAUGCUCAGGCUGACAGGGCCUUACUCCAGUUGGAGCGUAGGUUUGGGCGGAUGCGGCAGCACUACUUGGACCGGAGGAACAACAUCAUUCAGAAUAUUCCCGGCUUCUGGUUCUUCUCGAUUCAGAACCACCCAGAGUUGUCCACCAUGAUCAGUGGUCAAGAUGCAGAGAUGUUAAGGUACAUAACCAAUUUGGAGGUGAAGGAGUUCAGACACCCCAGGACUGGCUGCAAGUUCAAGUUUUUCUUUCGAAUAAACCCCUACUUCAGAAACAGGCUGAUUGUCAAGGAGUAUGAGGUCACGUCCUCUGGCCAGGUGGUGUCUCUUUCCACUCCAAUCAUAUGGUGCCAGGGCCAUGAACCCCAGUCCUUCAUUCGUAGGAACCAAGAUGUGAUCUGCAGCUUCUUCACCUGGUUUUCAGACCACAGCCUUCCAGAGUCCGACAGGAUUGCUGAGAUUAUCAAAGAGGACCUCUGGCCAAAUCCACUGCAAUACUACCUGUUGCGUGAAGGGGUGCAUAGAGUUAGACGUCGCCAGAUAAGGGAGCCUGUGGAGAUCCCCAGGCCGUUUGGGUUCCAGUCUGGUUAG